UAAAAAAAAAAAUGUGAUAAUUCUUAUUUUUUUUGUUACUACAGCCAAAAAUGGUAAAUUGAUUUUUUUACGUGUUUUUGCAAAGUCUGAAGCAGGCUACAUUUAUCACUCUCAUUUACACAAACAUUUAUGCACAGAUGGCAGCAGAGUUCUGUGCUAUGGGUCAAACCAGGAGACCCAGAGCAUUGUAGGUUUCAGUUGCUUGCCUAAAUAACAAAAAAUCUGGGUUCCGAAAGAAAGAAAUUGCAAACAAACCACUAAACCAACUAAACCAAGAGUCAAAAUUUAGACCGUAAACGUGUAGCAAUAACAUUAAUAUCAGUUUUAAGAUUUCUUUCUCACUCCUAACAUACAAAAAGGACAAGCGACAACAAGGAAGUCAAAGCUUUUAAUCUUCUUUUGUGUAGUUUCUAAUUAGAGGGGAAAUCAUUCACGUACUAACAUAUUCUUUUAGAUUUCUGUGUCACUGUUAUUGUUUUACAGAAUUAGACUUACUGAUCUCAACAAUUUGUUUUUUCCACAUUUCAACUUAUCACCAAUGUUGUGUUAGAAUUAGUUGCUUUGUUUUUUUGUUGUUGUUGCAUGGUGUUCCACCCAGCUCACUCCAGCAGUGAUGAAUUCUCGACAUGCAAGUAUUAAGCAAGAAAAGUAAGAGUCACAACCAUAAGGCCAGUUACUCAUGUAAAAAAUAUUGCCACACAUAAAAAAAAAAAAAUGUCAUGCAAUUGUUUUUCUUUUAAAAUUAAACUUCCAUUGUGGCGUCAGAGUAAAACUAGAAAAACCUGAGAAAUGAGAGGGUUAUUGUAAGCUUCUCUUUUAUGGAAACCACCAUCACUCCACCCCUUUCCUGAGUUUAAUGUCAUCCUAUGUUUGUCUGUAAAUAUAAAAGGUUGCUGUUAACCAAAAGCAUCACUAAUUCACACAGCAACCAGAUCGCUCUUCAAGCAAAGACGUUUUCUAGACACAAGAAAAGACACAUCAUCACCAUGAUUGCAAACGUUUGCCUCAUUGUUCUUUUUGUUGCUUCUUCAUAUGGACAAAUGACCAACACAACGACAGCUGGAUCAAUGACCAAUGUGACCAACGCACCAACAGCUGAACCAAUGACCAAUGUGACCAACGCACCGACAGCUGGAUCAAUGACCAAUGUGACCAACGCACCGACAGCUGGAUCAAUGACCAAUGUGACCAACGCACCAACUGCUGGAUCAAUGACCAAUGUGACCAACGCACCGACAGCUGGAUCAAUGACCAAUGUGACCAACGCACCGACAGCUGUACCGACCACUAAUGCACCAACAGCUAAACCGACCACUAAUCCACUGACAGCUGGACCAAUCACCAAUCCACCGACAGCUGGACCAAUCACCAAUGCACCACUCACCACUCCCACAACAAAACCAACCAUCUCCACCACCAUCACCCCCACAACUCCAACGUCUUCUGCCUUUCCUCACAAAAUUAGCCUCUUCUUGGCCUUUGCAGCAACUUUGACACAUUUUUUUCUGCACCCUUUUGAUCAAACGUUACAGAUUUAAAGACAAGAAAGAGAGGCCACCUUGGCUCUUAAGUUGUGGUUUCAUUCUGUGUAAUUAAGCUUGUAAAUGUUUUGUUAUUUAUGUAAACAAGGUUUAAGUUUUAUCCUAUCUGAAUCUUUGACUUCUAUUGAUCCUGGAAAUAAAGAGCUCCUCGUGUUCAUCUGUUAUUAGUAUAACUAUGACCCCUGAUGUAAUCUUGUUUCUAUUUAUUACCAUUUAUAUGAAUGAGUCUAUCUCAAAUACUCCAAAACAAUAAGAAAUAAUAAAUGCAGCUUCGUAAUGAAUUCAAGUGUAAAAUAUUCUGUCAAACUUUUCAAUUAAAAGUGAAAUGUAAAAAUCUUAUUUGUGUCCUCUUUCAGUUGUAUUUUAAAUUGUUUUUUCAAUUCUUUUGAGCAAGAAAAGAAAGUUGUGACUUUUAACAACUAUUCUCAUGCUGCUUUUUCCAUUCUUUUUUUUAAUUGCAGAAAAACCUUUACAUUUUAGUCUUGUCUGCAUUAAGGAAGAGGGGAUUUUCUAAUUUUUCUAAUUUGAUCUCUUCCAUUGUUUUCCUUCUUCUGCGGGUAAAAUAAAAAUCACAUGAAGUUGUAUUCUGAGUGUCUGCAAUUUGAUUGCAAUGCAGUGGAAUUUCCUUAAAGCCUCACUCCAUUCAUCUUUUGAUCUACUGUAAAAAUCAUUCACAGUGGUCUUUUAAUUAUGGUUAAAUAAAAAAACUGUGUUGUUUUCUCAUGCCUUGUUUCCAAACUCUUGGCAGAUAAGCCUGUCCUCAUUUCCCAUCAUCCCUUUGUUGGACUCUCUCCCGCUAGCUUACAGCCCCUCAAAACCCCAAUUUAAUACCAAGUACAAAAAAAGGGAAAAGCGUUUCAGAGCUUUCCAGUUUGGAGGCAGAUGCCAGCUCAGAUGAGAAAAAUUAAAACUUACACAGAUUUAUUUAACUACAAGUGGAUGGAUUGGAAUGGAGCUUGUAGCCUGUCUGCUCCUGAUUCAAAACGAUUAGAAUAAAGAAAUAUUUCCACCCACAAUUUUAAGCUCUUUUAUCUUCAUUUAUAUUCUCCACCAUGAGAAAAAUGCCAUAAGAACAUUUUAAAAACACAGUUUUCAUUGGAGUGGAUCUUUGAGCUUCAGGUGACUUAAAUAUCCAUGAUUGUUGCUU
Oryzias melastigma (Indian medaka) is the source of this 2688-nucleotide messenger RNA. Its product is annotated as early nodulin-like protein 2. NCBI's taxonomy places the organism in Eukaryota, Metazoa, Chordata, Actinopteri, Beloniformes, Adrianichthyidae. The record is from RefSeq and is a predicted model, not a curated record. Bases 867 to 1538 code for a protein of 223 amino acids. The transcript has 3 exons.